Molecule: messenger RNA, 2630 nt
Organism: Doryrhamphus excisus (bluestripe pipefish)
Lineage: Eukaryota; Metazoa; Chordata; Actinopteri; Syngnathiformes; Syngnathidae
Source: RefSeq, a predicted model, not a curated record
UGUAGAGGAAGUAGUUCGCCAGUCGCCCAGUCUCCCAGCCAGACCUCUCCGCAAGGUGCCUACCUGCCUGGCCGCUGCCGUCCAACGCGGCAACUUUGCCCCGAAGACACCCGCCCUUCUUCCGGGUCAUUGACCAAACCUCCCUUCCGGGGAUACCAGCCAGUUGAAUUCGGCCAUGGCGACCAGCGCGAAGAGAAAGCAAGAGGAGACACAUCUGAAGAUGCUCCGGGAAAUGACUAGCCUUUCUGCGAAUAGGAAAUGCUUCGAUUGUGACCAGCGCGGCCCGACUUAUGUCAACAUGACAGUGGGCUCCUUCGUGUGCACUACCUGCUCUGGCAUCUUGCGUGGGCUGAACCCCCCACACAGAGUGAAGUCCAUCUCCAUGACCACGUUCACGCAGCAAGAAAUUGAGUUCCUACAGAAACACAGCAAUGAGGUCUGUAAACACAUCUGGUUGGGCCUCUACGAUGACAGGACAUCAGUUGUUCCAGAUUUCCGAGAGCCACAGAAAGUAAAAGAGUUCCUCCAGGAAAAAUAUGAAAAGAAAAGAUGGUAUGUGCCUCCAGACCAGGCAAGGGCGGUUGCCAGUGUCCAGGCAUCGGUGUCUGGCUCUUCAGCCAGCAGCACUGGUAGUACCCCAGAAGUACAGCCUCUAAAGACCUUGCAGCUCAAUAAGACCCCACUUCGCCAGUCCCCUGGGUUAGGUCGCUCCCAGGCACACAUCACAGCCCAAGAGAAGAAGUUCGACCUGCUGUCAGACCUGGGAGGUGACAUCUUUGCUGCCCCGCCUGCACAGGCCGCCAGCUCCACCAACUUUGCCAACUUUGCACAUUUUCAAAACCAAUCAGCACCUCAGGGUCACACAGCCACCAACUUUGCCAACUUUGACGCAUUUGGAAACACUGCAAUUCCAUCCCAUCUGAGCACGUCACCCCCCUCAAAGUCCUUUUCUACAGGAGGAGGUGUGCCAAUCCCGUCUAUGUCGAGUGCUGUCCCUACCCAGUCCCAAACCGGGAGCUGCUCCGAGGAUCGCUACGCUGCGCUGGCUGAGUUGGACAACAAGCUAAGCUCCUCUGCAGGCAGCAAUGUGCAAGGGAAUAUAUUUGGUCCGGUUCUCAGCUCAUCCCCAGCCCAGAAUCCACCUGUUUUACCCAGCAUGCAGCCUGGCUAUGGAGGUGUCCCUUCCACAAAUCCCUUUGUUGCUGCAGCUGUUGCCUCCGAGAUGGCGACCAACCCUUUCCAAGCCAAUGGCAGAGCUCCAGCUGCAGCCUCAUUUGGUACUGGCUCUAUGAGCAUGCCCGCUGGCUUUGGGAAUGCGUCUUCAUACUGCCUUCCGACCAGUUUCAGUGGAAACUUCCAGCAGCAAUUCCCUGGCCAGGCCCCCAUCCCUUAUUCUCAACCCGGGGCCUACCAACCUCAGUCCAAUGGCCCUGCAUUCCCAGUCUAUGGUCCAAACAAGCCCUCCAUGACGCCUUUUGGUCAGCCAAUGGCUGCUCCUGGCAUGUCCAAUAACCCCUUCAUGGCGGGAGCCCCUUCCGGACCCUUCUCUUCAGGGGGUUCCUCCACCAACCCAUUCCUGUAGCACAACUCCCAGUCCUCACCACUAGAGGGCAGCAUGCAGCACAUAGUCAACGCACCGUUCCGUCACGCUAUUAGUGGCAGUACAUUUCUUACAAAAAGUCUUUUUUCCACAAAAAAGUUUACACUAUGAAGGAGUACAAAGGACUUUAUUGAAGACUAAGGGACUGUUAGGGGGAAAAUGUACUGUUUGGACUAUAUACAAGACAUUAUAUGCUUUUUAUUAUUUGUUUAUGACUGUAAGCUGUGUGCAUAUCAUCAUUUGUAAUCACAUUUACAUAUAUGUUGUGUAUAACAAGGAAUUAACAAAGGUGAGUAGACACCUUGUGCGAAAACCACUACACGCUAUUGUAAGUAAGGGUUUACAGUUUAUUUCUACACGGUUCUAUAUAAAACCACGAAUCUGGGGGUUGGCCCAACCACCAUUGAGAUUCAGGUAUUUCAUUUCAAAAGGGAUUGUUUUGUUUUGUUUUGUUCUUUUAGCAUAAAUGCUACUACUGGCACUUAGACCCAUAUUGUCCAUGAAUAGCCUUCACAACCAGAGUUAAAGUUACCUGUAACCAAAAAAAAUCAUGUUGUGCUAAAUCAAUGUAACGUCGUAUGCAGUUUGGAUGGCAUGCUGUAAUGCCACCAUCUAACAAUUGUGCAACCAAAUGUCAUCAGCUUAAUUUUAGCUGGAAACCAAGGUCAGAUAUAGUAAAUGCCACUGCGCGUGGACGUGUGCUAGAUAAUUCAGUCAAGUCACAAGAUGAUUUUGAUGGAACUGUGCAGAAUGAUCCAAAUAAUCUCCCUUGUUGAGGGUGUCAGAUGAGCAGGUCUCAAAUGUUCACAAUGAACAGCGAUAAGCUUCGGCGUUGCUACAAGCACUGAAUUUGCUCGAUCGAAUCAAGGCCUCUUCAUUACUGGAUGACUUUGACUCUGGACAUGGGUUAGGUCCCCAUUUGUGCCGCUAGUGACUAACAAUGAACAUGUGUUUCUUGUCUUUGCAAGAAUAGUUACAUCCAUGUGUACAUAUAUAAAUAUAUGUAUAAAUAAAUUAAAAGAUUUUUAAA